AUGGGCGGCCUACAGAAUUUUCUGGAGCCGGGAGCGAUCGUCGCGGUUUUCACCACAGGAACCCUGAUCAACAGACGCAAGCAUGCCCGAUUGCUAGAAUCUCCCAGUGCUGAGUCGCCGCUGCUCGAGGAUGGCCUUGAGGAUGCUAAGCCGAACACAUACGACGAACGUUCGAUCCGCAACCGCCGCACAAUUCAGUCUCGCAUCCUAGCAUACUUCCCUUUUCUGUUGGAAAUCCUGUAUUGGCUGCUCACAUAUUGGAUUUACCAAGGGUUGCGAGCGUUCUCCGCCCGGAUGAUCGCCGGCAACAAGGAAAUCUUCGACACAGCCGAGCGCCAUGCUAUCUCAAUCCUCCGCCUUGAGCACUUCUUCCACCUUGACGUCGAACUCUCUGUUCAGAAGUAUAUACUCAACGAGAUUCCGUGGCUCAUGCCCUUCUUGGCGCGUGUAUACUACUCGCAUAUCGUUCUUGGCGUGGUAUUUGUGGUCUAUUGCUAUACCUUUGUGCAGCGCGACAAAUACCAGGCGCUCCGGCGCACUCUGGCAUUCGAGAAUGUCAUUGCCUUCACCAUCCUGACUCUGUGGAGGUGCAUGCCCCCGCGUCUUCUUCCUGAGGAGUAUGGGUUUGUCGAUGUCUUGCAUAGCAACAAGGGCGGCUCGGCCUGGACACAAAACAAGUUCCAGCUCACAAUUGCGGCAAUGCCUUCGCUUCACUUUGGAAAUUCCAUGUUCAUCGCGUUGUGUCUGCUCAAGUUCAGUCCUCAUUGGUACCUGCGGGCGAUCGCACCGUUGUGGCCGAUGAUGAUGGGACUAACGAUCGUCGCGACUGCCAAUCACUUCAUUUUGGAUGCUGUCGUCGGUGCAUGUGUGGUGCUCACGGCGUUCAGGUUCAACCACAUCAUGUUGAAUCUGCUGCCGGUGGAGAGGGCGGUGUUCAGGUUGCUUCGCCUAGAGAAGCCUUGA
Aspergillus homomorphus CBS 101889 is the source of this 963-nucleotide messenger RNA. RefSeq names its product phosphatase PAP2 family protein. Bases 1 to 963 code for a protein of 320 amino acids. Gene Ontology annotation, cellular component: inositol phosphoceramide synthase complex. Gene Ontology annotation, biological process: sphingolipid biosynthetic process; inositol phosphoceramide metabolic process. Gene Ontology annotation, molecular function: inositol phosphoceramide synthase activity. NCBI's taxonomy places the organism in Eukaryota, Fungi, Ascomycota, Eurotiomycetes, Eurotiales, Aspergillaceae. The record is from RefSeq and is a predicted model, not a curated record. The transcript is spliced from 3 exons.